AAAGAAUAAAACAGGGGUAAAGCAGAGAGAAGUGGAGAAGCAGCAAAAGAAAUGGCGGCAGCAGUAGCAGCAGCAGCUGUUGGAGUCCCAACCCUGCUCCACCGCCUCGUCCACCACCCACCACCCCGUUCCUUUUUCCUCAUCUCCAGCACCGCCAUAUCCAAACAACCACAACUACGACGCCUCUUGUGCCACUCCCUACCUUCCACCAAAGCCUCUUUGCAACAACAACAACCAACCCAGCAACUUGAUGAGAAUGCCCAGAUGGGUUUGGACUCUGAAAAUGGUGAGGAAGGUGAGACUGAAGCUGGGAAACUGGAUACUAACGACGCUGCACGAAUGAACUUAGACCCUUCUACGGUUUUGAAGAGAAACCGGGUUGACCCGGUGGACCUUCCGACACUUACGGUGAGAGAAAAGAAGGAGUUGGCGUCGUAUGCUAACAGCUUGGGGAAGAAGCUCAAGUCUCAGUUGGUGGGCAAGUCUGGUGUUACGCCCAACGUUGCUGCUGCUUUUGUUGAGAAUCUUGAAUCUAAUGAGCUUCUUAAGGUUAAAAUACACGGGACAUGUCCAGAGGAGCUAGAUGAUACAGUGAAAGAACUGGAGGCAGCAACUGGUUCAGUUGUUGUUGGUCGGAUUGGUAGAACAGUGAUUCUUUACAGGCCAAGUCUCACCAAGCUGAAAGCAGAGGAGAAAAAAGAGCAGAUGCGUAAGAUUUUUUUAAAACGAAAGCAGAGAUAUUCAAGACCAACAUCUAUGGAAUUUCAGAAAAAAGGAAGACCGAGGAUGUUGGUGCGUGAUAGUCGUGGAAGACCCAAGGUCUAGUUUAUGUCAAAUUUUGGUAAUGCAACUCUGGACGUGUUAAGAACUGCUUGUACCUUGAAAGCUAUGCAUGUGUGGAACUAUGGAGUUUUCCAUGCUAAGGGAAAUAUAAACCAAAAAUUUUCUUUGGAUCGCUCUGACAGUAUUGUAUGUUGCCGACAUUAGUGACCAAAAUCUUCACCUCCGGCAAACUUAGGAUGUAAGUUUAUGAGUUGAGUAGAGGUGCUUUGAUUUUGAUGGUGAUGCUUGUAUUAUGCUUUGCAAGGACGAAAUCAGCAUGUACUAUUUUAGUAUUUACUUCAUGUUCUUUGCCAUUGCUUCUGAAAAUAAAAAUUCACUCCC
Messenger RNA from Fragaria vesca subsp. vesca, 1164 nucleotides. RefSeq lists its product as uncharacterized. Gene Ontology annotation, molecular function: RNA binding. The record is from RefSeq and is a predicted model, not a curated record. The transcript has 2 exons. Gene Ontology annotation, cellular component: chloroplast. NCBI's taxonomy places the organism in Eukaryota, Viridiplantae, Streptophyta, Magnoliopsida, Rosales, Rosaceae. Bases 52 to 825 code for a protein of 257 amino acids.